Messenger RNA from Phytophthora nicotianae INRA-310, 873 nucleotides. RefSeq lists its product as hypothetical. Bases 1 to 873 code for a protein of 290 amino acids. The transcript is spliced from 2 exons. Lineage: Eukaryota; Oomycota; Peronosporomycetes; Peronosporales; Peronosporaceae. The record is from RefSeq and is a predicted model, not a curated record.
AUGCGAUUCUUCUACACUGGAGUACUGGCUAUCGUUUUCAUGGUCGUUGAGAACUAUCGCGAAGAAAGGGGCGUCGCUGGAACGGUAUCCAGUCUGGUUAAAUCGAGUGCGUCCAAAGUCAUCGAAUCCGCGGCUUUGAAAGCUUAUUUGGCCGCGAACAAAGAUGGGAUAUAUGUUCUGAACAAGCUGAAACUCGGUAACGACGUCCUGGAAGUUUUGGAAAGCCCCAAGCUGAGUAAGUUAUCCAAGUACAUUUCAGCUUACAAUUUGAAGCACCCGGACGAACAAAUCUCGUUAGUUGGAGUUCUCUCGACUCGCUACGGAGACGAUGCUGUGGCAAAAGCCCUCGUAACUGCAAAGGGGCGCACCAACACGGCUGAAUUGGCGGCGAGUUUACAAAGACAGCAGUUGAACGGUUGGCUGGACAACCAGAAGUCCAUUGAAUAUGUCAUGGGAAAACUGAAGAUUGGUGACGACUGGACCCUAACUAUGUCGAGUCGGAGCUUGGACGCGUUGGACAAAUAUAUCAGGCUGUUCAACGUUCGAUACCCACUAGCUAAAACCGAUAUCACGACGGAACUUGCGAAACGCUUCGGUGGCGAAGCCAAAUUCUCCCGUUUGGUUGCAAUUGCUUUGCAAAGGCCACAGUCACGACGAAUGUACGCCAAUGCUGAAAAAAUCCAAAACGCUCUGUUUAAGCAAUGGAAGGAUCGCGGUUUAGAUCCCAUGAGUGUUCUUGUUCAAGUAUUUAAGGUGGACGAGAAAGAUGUGGCUUCUGCCGGUUCUGCGUUGAAGAAUGUUGUCGAGCGUUACAAGAGAGAGGUCUAUCGUGGCCCCGUCGAAGGUAGUUUUGUAACUCCUCGUCGUUCGUAG